Messenger RNA from Urocitellus parryii (Arctic ground squirrel), 1561 nucleotides. It is a transcript of the gene Chpt1, whose product is annotated as choline phosphotransferase 1. Gene Ontology annotation, cellular component: Golgi apparatus; endoplasmic reticulum membrane. The record is from RefSeq and is a predicted model, not a curated record. Gene Ontology annotation, molecular function: diacylglycerol cholinephosphotransferase activity. Gene Ontology annotation, biological process: phospholipid biosynthetic process. Lineage: Eukaryota; Metazoa; Chordata; Mammalia; Rodentia; Sciuridae.
CCCCCAGCCACUGCUCCGGCCGCCCCGCCGCUUUGGGGGCGGAGGCSGGGGCCGGGACCUGGGGCGGCCCGGCCUGACCUCCACCGCGGCGGAUCGGCCCCACCGGCGAGACCCACCGGCCGGCGCAGGCCCCGGCCGCGAGCCCCUCCCUCCACCUCUCCCCGCCCGGCCCGGCUCGGCAGGCGCUUGGUGGCGGCUGCGGGUCCGCAGGCGGCCAUGGCGGCGGGGGCCGGGGCCAGGCCGGCRCCGCGCUGGCUGAAGGCGCUGGGCGAGCCGCUGAGCGCCGCGCAGCUGCGGCGGCUGGAGGAGCACCGCUACAACGCGGCCGGCGUCUCGGUGCUCGAGCCGCCGCUGCAGCUCUACUGGACCUGGCUGCUCCAGUGGAUCCCGCUCUGGAUGGCACCCAACACCAUCACCCUCAUCGGCCUCGUCAUCAACAUGGUCACCACGCUCGUGCUCAUCUCCUACUGCCCCACGGUCACCGAGGAGGCACCAUACUGGACAUACCUUUCAUGUGCCCUGGGACUCUUUAUCUACCAGUCACUGGAUGCUAUUGAUGGGAAACAAGCCAGAAGAACAAAUUCUUGUUCUCCUUUAGGGGAACUUUUUGACCAUGGGUGUGACUCUCUUUCCACAGUAUUUAUGGCAAUUGGAGCUUCGAUUGCUGCUCGCUUAGGAACUCAUCCUGACUGGUUGUUUUUCUGCUCUUUUAUUGGGAUGUUCAUGUUUUAUUGUGCUCAUUGGCAGACCUACGUUUCSGGCAUAUUGAGAUUUGGAAAAGUGGAUGUAACUGAGGUUCAGGUAGCUUUAGUGAUCGUCUUUUUGUUGACUACAUUUGGAGGAUCAACAAUGUGGGACUACACGAUACCCAUUCUAGAAAUAAAAUUGAAGAUCUUUCCAGUUCUUGGAAUAGUUGGUGGAGCAAUAUUUUCCUGUUCAAAUUAUUUCCAUGUUAUCCUCCAUGGUGGUGUUGGCAAGAAUGGAUCCACUAUAGCAGGCACGAGUGUCUUGUCACCUGGACUCCACAUAGGACUAAUUAUUAUACUGGCAAUAAUGAUCUAUAAAAAGUCAGCAACUAAUGUUUUUGAAAAGCAUCCUUGUCUGUAUACCCUAAUGUUUGGGUGUGUCUUUGCUAAAGUUGCACAAAAAUUAGUGAUAGCUCACAUGACCAAAAGUGAACUGUAUCUUCAAGACACUGUCUUUGUUGGGCCAGGUCUUUUGUUUUUAGACCAGUACUUUAAUAAUUUUGUAGAUGAAUAUGUUGUUCUAUGGAUAGCAAUGGUCAUUUCUUCAUUUGAUAUGAUGAUAUACUUUGGUGCUUUGUGCCUUCAAAUUUCAAGACACCUUCAUCUACAUAUCUUCAAGAUUUCAUAUCAUCAAGCACCUGAACAGGUUCAAGUUCUUUCUUCAAAGAGUCAUCAGAAUAACAUGGACUGAAGAGACUUUCGAACACUUGCCAUCUCUUGCUGCUGCUGUUUCAUGAAAGGAGAUAUUAAACAUUUGUUUAAUUUUUAGUUAAGUGUUAUACAAUUUCAGCAAAUAAAAUAUUUCAGUGCUUACA